Molecule: messenger RNA, 1992 nt
Organism: Kockovaella imperatae
Lineage: Eukaryota; Fungi; Basidiomycota; Tremellomycetes; Tremellales; Cuniculitremaceae
Product: putative ribosomal large subunit biogenesis-related protein
Exons: 5
Coding region: 36-1934 (632 amino acids)
Biological process (GO): ribosome biogenesis; maturation of LSU-rRNA from tricistronic rRNA transcript (SSU-rRNA, 5.8S rRNA, LSU-rRNA)
Cellular component (GO): PeBoW complex; nucleolus
Molecular function (GO): RNA binding
Source: RefSeq, a predicted model, not a curated record
ACCACACUCUACACAUCUCACGAGACCUCAUCACGAUGGCCAAGAUCCAGAAGAGAGGAGAGAAGGGAGCGGCAAAGAAUUACAUCACUCGAAAUCAGGCUCUCAAGAAGCUUCAGAUCUCCCUGUCAGAUUUUCGACGGUUAUGUAUUUUGAAAGGCAUCUAUCCUCGAGAGCCUCUGCAUAAGAAACGAGCAAACAAGGGCUCUUCUGCUCCUGCAUCGUUCUAUUACGCAAAGGACGUCCAAUAUCUGCUUCAUGAACCUCUGCUCGUUCGAUUCAGGGAACACAAAGCUUUCGCAAAGAAGCUUGCCAGGGCUCUCGGAAGAGGAGAAUGGGCAUUGGCCAAGAAUUUGGAGGAUGCUAAGCCUGUCGCUCGCUUGGAUCAUUUGGUCAAAGAGAGAUAUCCCACGUUCACCUUGGCAUUGCAAGACUUGCAAGAUCCCCUGAAUCUCGUUCACUUGUUCUCCACCCUCCCUACUAAUCCUAUCCCUGGAAAGACGCUUGUGCCGCCCGAGGUCAUUUCGGAAUGCGGGAAGUUGAUCUCAGAAUGGAAGCUCUGGGCGAUCAAAACUCAAUCCUUGAAAUACGUCUUUCUCGGUGUCAAGGGAAUCUACUAUGAGGUGGAUGCACCUGGACAAGGUGGUGACCCUGUAAGAGUUCGCUGGUUGGAAGGCUACGAAUUUCAACAACAUGUCCCGCACGAUGUCGACUUCCGAAUUCUCCUGACUUUCCUGGACCUAUACCGAACACUGAUCUCGUUCGUGCUGUACAAAUUAUACACCGAGGAGAACCUCGUCUACCCGCCGCCGUUAGAUACAGAGCUAGAUGCUAAGGGUGAAUCCGUUGGAGCCUUGCGGCUGGUCGAGAAGAAGGAGGAUGCGCCCGCUGAGGCCAGCUCAAAGGUCAGCAAGAAGGAGGUCAAGCGAGCGAUCAAGGGGAUCAAGAGCACGGAAGGAACGGCUGAUGACGUCGACAUGGAUGAAACAGCCCAGGAGGGAAAAGAUGAUGAGGAAGAGCAAUUCGUGGAACGACCCAGCAAAGAGGACAACGAAGAUGUCGCUCAGGCCCCCCUGACAACUUUCUCCUCCAUCCUGGCCUCCGCCGAACCUUCCUCGUCGAAAACGCUCCUAUUCUCCCCUUUCACAUUCUACCUGUCCCGCGAGAUCUCCGCACGGACAUGGGAAUUUGUCAUCCGAGCGACUGGUGGCAAGGUCAUCACGGCACUUCAAGCCCCCACUCUGGACUCUCCUCUCGCCGAAGGCGUCACUCACGUGGUGAUUGAUCGUCCAAUGACUGUGGAGCAAAUGCGAGAAACGGAGCGUGGAAGAAAGGUAACAUGGGUCCAACCUCAAUGGGUCGCAGACUGUAUCAACAGGAGCAAGAUACUCUCAGCGGAGGAUUAUGCUCCUGGCAAGCUCUUGCCACCACAUCUGAGCCCAUGGGACGGUGAGGGAGAAUUGGCCAGACCUUGGCUGGAGGAGCAUGGAGAUGCUGUGGCGGUGGACAGUGUGGGGGCCGAGGACGAAGACGAGGACGAGGAUGAGGACGAGGAGGAGGAGGUGGCAGAUGAGUCAGAAGCUGAAGAUGAGGGAAAGACACCGAGAUACCCGCCUGCUCUACUCGCUGCUGCCACGAACCCCUCCGACUCGACUCUGCGACACGCUGCAGAACUUGAAGCUGAACGCAAUGGCACGUCUCAUGCGGCAUUUGAAACUCAAUUGAAGGAAGCUACCAAGGUCCACAGCAAGUCUGGCAAAGCCACCAAGGCCGUCAGUGCAGGAAAAGGAGAAGAGGAUCUUCGCAAGAUUAUGAUGAGUAACAAAAAGGCCAAACUGUACGAAAAGAUGCAAUACUCCAAUCGUCAACAGGCAGAAGAGGUGAGCAGGAAUCAGACCAGAUCCCUGUCGGACGUUAUGGCUGACACAUCGAUCUAGAAAGAAAAGCUCGAAAGCAAGAGGCGCGCUAUUGAGCGAAGGAAGAAACGUGAGGGCA